UCUGUUAUCUACACGGUGCACAGUGAUUUUGUUUGAAAAGAACAUAUUUCUCUGUUUUUUAAGUCUUAGUGCUCUAGAGCUUGGUUAUCAAUACCAUUCCAGCAUUUUUAGUGUUUUUGCUACUCAUUCAUCUUUAAUCUUAGCAAUUUCUGCGUUGAUGAUGAUAAUUCAUGUACUUUCAUGGCCAGACUGAUGAUGUUGAUCCAAUGAUGAAUAACCAAGGUGGUUUCGAAAUCUAUGUAAAAUUCUUUUGUUUUUCAACUUAUUUCAAUUGAGACAAAGAUUCUCUGACAUGCCGUGCUUCACCGGGUACAAACGAAUAUUGUUCGACUCAGUUCUUUCUAGCAUUUUAACUCCGGUUUUAAUACUUUUUGCUGCACACGGUCUGAUCUCUUCAGUGGUAAUUUUCUCGACCAUAUCUUUGUGCCUCUAUUACACCACUUGUGUUGUUAAUAGACUGAAUAGGACAGUACCAUUUUUCUUCAUUUGGUUCAUUACGUCUAUCAUUUACAUUCUAAUCAAUUUUGAAUUUGUUGUUAGUCCUUUACUUUUGACAGAUUCCAGCGAGAAUUUUUUAUUCCUAUCACUGAUAUCUUUAGCCCUUUACUGUCUUAUUUAUUCCAAGUUUUUAAGCUCUCAAAUAUGUCAGUCUUCUCCUUGCACCAAAAGUAAUUGCAGUGCUCUUCUUCCUGGGGAAAACAUCGAUACAGAAAGUGCAAGUCGGAAAUGGUCCAGUUUGACACCUGAUCCGUGUCCAUUUUUUGGCAUGCUACCUUUCUGCAAAACAACACGCUGUUAUUUCUGCAAAGCUUUAACGUUUUCAAAACAACAGUACUGUCAAUGGCUUGACUGUCAUAUCAGCUCUAAGAAUUUUGACUUCUAUAUCAUAGGUCUCAGUUUGCUGGCAUGUGGACUGUUUUUCUAUACGUACCUCAUCAUCAUUUCUGCUUGUCAUUAUCACCUGUUAUUCUCGAUAGCUGGGAUUGAUAUCUAUUUUCCAGAUGAUUGCAGUGAUGUCUAUUAUGAUUUGUCGGUUGCAUUUUGUUUUGCUAGUGGCAUAUAUUCUUUACUCUUAACAUGCAUCACAGUUUAUACCCUUGUGAAGGACUUCUUAUUCCUCAUCAAGUCUACGCCUUCCACAGCAAACAGACUUACAGGUUUAAGUAACAGACUGAAUCUUUCGGAUGCUGAUCUAAGUCAAAGUCUUGUUGACCUAUAGGUUUUGCCUUUAGGCAAAUCCGCUGAAUGUCAUAAAAGAAGCAAUCAAUAACAUAUCCUCUCGAUCCAAGUUGUAAGUAAACCAGUAACAAUUAAUUUAUUAGGUCCCUUAUUUUUCCUCUCUAGUAUUUUUCAUUGAAAAUCAAGCAUGUAUUUAGGUUUAUUGUCUCUACAGGGACCCAAAUCCUCUGUUUUUAUAAUAUAUCAACAUUCCCAUUUUUCUUUAAAAGUAAUCAUUUCAGCCAUUGGAAACUAAGUAAAGACAAAAUUUCGUCGCUGACCCAUUUCAAAGUUUAACCACUUUUUUACUUUUAUGCAUACAUUUAACUAAGUUUUUUCCUGCUUCAAGAAUGUUUUUCUUACUUAGAGGUAAAAGUAAUAAGUUUGAAAUCAGCUUGAGUCGGUUGAGUUUAUCGUAUAGGAAUGCUCAUUAUGUAUAGAGAAAAUUUUUCCAUUAAUACUUUCUCAUUCCUUUUAAACUUACAAUAAAUAUUGAAGCUCUGUUCCCCUCCUAACUCCCAAACUGUUUUUGUCUCUUAUGCAUUGAAAGGAGACUACUUGUUGACUUAUUAACAUGUGUAAGCAUCAAAACCUAUUGCCAGCAAGAGCAACGAUUGAUCUCUCCACAUUUACAGUAUUUUUAGUCCCUCUUUUUUUCCCUAUAAUUUUUACUGAGUAGGGCAUUUCAUCAUCGGAAUAUUUCCUUAAGCCAGGCCUCGUUCAUUUAAACUGGCUUUGUAUCACAAAUUCUGAGAUAUUAAAGCUUUCCAAGAGUCAAAUCCAAAGUAUUUCAAAGGAGGGAAAAAAGUAGGCAACUUAUUGAAAAGCUGUGUAUUUAUAAAAAGAUAGUAAAAUCUGAACUCAGUCUUUUCAUUCUCUGAUUGGUCUGAAAUUUAAACAUUUUGAUUGAUGUACAUAGGUAUAACUUGUAUUCUUUAACAUUAAGUAACUAUUAUACUUAUCACUGUCUCCUUUUCGAUAUUUUAAAAUAAGAUUAUCAUGAGAAGGGCUGGGUGCACUAGCUUCUUACAUUAUUUGUAGGAAGACUUAUUUUGUAUUUCAUUUUUGUAUUUUUCUUGAGAUGUCUCAUGAAAAUUUGUUUGUACUUAAUGUGACCUGUGAUAAAUUUUUGGUAAAACUAGCUUACCCUCACAAGAUGACACUCUCUAGGUGUACACCUCAGCAAUGUGACACCAACAGAUCAGUUUAAUUUUUGGUGAAUUUAUCGCCAAAUUUUUACAUCCUGAUUUACAUCAUGGUUUAUUUUGUGACAAAGAUGACAAUCAUUUCUGGGGAGUACGCCUAACGGUCUGGAUGUGGUUGAGCUGGCUUUAAUGCUUGCAUGAAUUAGGAUAGGCACAAAAAUUAGUUUCCAAAAAACUUCGAUUUUUUUUUCCUAAACUAAGAUGAUGACGAUCAUGACGAUCAUGACGAUAUAACCUCAAAACAAGGGUGAAGAGUUAUUUGCGACCAAAGGAUUAAAAAAAUUAGAAGAAAGAGAAGCAGAAUUUCAAUGCAACAAAGGUACUUAUCCAAUGCAAUAAAGUAGUCAAGUGCAUUUAAUGCAACGAAAUCUCAUUUUUUUCCCUUUCACUUUGUUAACUUAUUUUAGGUGAUUCUUUGCACUUAUCCAUAACAACCAUCUUGAUCUAAACAAAAAAAUCAGAAUUCCUCCCGAAUUUUCAUGUAUUAAAUUGAAUAUAUAUCAUUUUGAUCAUAAUCAAGUCCUAACUUUAACAUAUUGCGUCCGUCCAGUCAAAUUGCUUUAUAUCCUACUUUUAAAAAUUGGGGGAAGAUCUUUUAAUUUGCCUUUGUCAUGAUAGUAAAUGCUUGUGAUUGUUAACUUAAAAUUAAUUUGUUACCAUUUUCAAACCUAAAAGGCUAAAAAAUACAAGUUUUUAAAAAAAUA
Bemisia tabaci is the source of this 3127-nucleotide messenger RNA. RefSeq names its product zinc finger DHHC-type palmitoyltransferase GABPI (gene GABPI). The record is from RefSeq and is a predicted model, not a curated record. NCBI's taxonomy places the organism in Eukaryota, Metazoa, Arthropoda, Insecta, Hemiptera, Aleyrodidae.